AUGAGCUCAACACAAGAAUUAGCGAGCAACGAUAUUCCAGUCGUAUUCGAGGGGACAGGCGAGGAUUGGCCCAUCAUUGCUGUAAUGGGCGUGACAGGGGCAGGGAAGAGCACCUUCAUAUCCGAGCUUGUCAACAACAAAAAUAUCAUCAUAGGCCACACCCUCAAGUCUGAAACGAAGCUCACAGCCGCCUACUACUUGGAUCAUGAAGUCCACGGUCGGAUCGAGCUCCUCGACACGCCGGGAUUCGACGACACUUUUUCCGCCGAUACGGAGGUGCUGCGUGAGAUCGCAGCCCGCAUGUCCAGAAUGUACGAGGACGGCAAGAAGCUUGCGGGCAUCAUAUACCUGCAUCGCAUAUCCGACAACCGCAUGACGGGCUCCGCUCUCCGGAACCUGCGUAUGUUCAAAGAACUCUGCGGCGAGAACGCAUACAAGCACGUUGUCUUGGCUACGAGCAUGUGGUCCAAGGAGAACUUUGGCGUGGCGAAACGGCGGGAGCACGAGUUGAUUGGUGAUGGUGGCUUCUGGGCCGAGAUGGCCACGAGGGGGAGCCCAGUUCGGCGAUGGCACAACUGCGAUUCGGCAUUCGAGGUUAUCGACCUGCUCAUGUCGGAGAAGGAGGCACACGGUCCUGCCACGCUGCAGAUCCAGCGCGAGCUCGUCGAUGAACAGAAGCGUUUGGAGCGCACUGCGGCAGGUCAAGAGGUGGACCGCGAGCUGAACAAGAUUCGCGACAUGUUUGAAAAGCAACUGCAGCGUUUACGCGACGAGAACAGGGUCGCCAUGGACGAACAGGACGUCGAGUGGCAGACGGCCCUGCUCGAGCAACGGAAAGAGCUCGAGAAGCAGCAACACCUCAUCGAGGAUGGACAAAAGGCCAUGCAAGUGAGUGUCGCGGAGCUGCACGAGGAGAACAGGGAAAAGUACAGCCGGGAGAUUUUGCGGCUUAAGGACGAGUUGGAAAGGGCGAAGCUGGCUACGGAGACAAAGGAGGCAGAGAUUGAGGCAAACACAAACAGGUAUGAGAGCCUACUAAAGAAACUAGGCGGCAAAACAGAAUCGGAACAGAACGACGAGGAUCAAAAGGAGCUACAAGACACUGAAGAAGAAAAAAAGAAACUUUUGGAGGAGCUUGAAAAGAAGAAAAAGGAGCAGAGCAAGCUCACUGCAUGGUUGUUGUUGCUUGGCCAUAUGAUUGCAACAGCUACAAGCAUAGCAGUGCAACUUGUCGUGUAG
Molecule: messenger RNA, 1239 nt
Organism: Colletotrichum destructivum
Lineage: Eukaryota; Fungi; Ascomycota; Sordariomycetes; Glomerellales; Glomerellaceae
Product: Putative GTP binding domain, P-loop containing nucleoside triphosphate hydrolase
Exons: 3
Coding region: 1-1239 (412 amino acids)
Molecular function (GO): GTP binding
Source: RefSeq, a predicted model, not a curated record